AAUGGGAUUAUGUGAAAGUAAGGAGACAGAGCAUAUGAGUUCACGUAGAAUUGAUAGUUUCAUAAAAUCUUCUCAUUCUUAUAAUAAUUUAAUAAGUUAAGAUACACAUUAAGGAAGCAGUCUUCCUUAUAAAUAUGAGACUGUCAUAAUACAGGAGAAUUUGAAAACAAUAGCUGAAGAAAGUAUAAUACAAUAAGAUCGAUAAAUUCAAUACUAAUCUACAGCUCCAUCUCCUUAAGCUUCAAUAGACAUGAAGCAAGUGUCUCAGUAGAUUCCAUUGAUGUUACAAAACCCAGCUGGCACUUGGAGUUUAUAGACACACGCAAUAAAACAUGGAGGAAUGUAUGAAGUAUCAGUAGGAAUGGAAUGUAUAGGGAUGUAUGAAGAAUGGGAAUUUAUAUUGAAUCAUGAAGGUCCAAUAAUCAAUUAGGAUAGAUUUGUGGUAAUUCAAAAUCCAUAUAAUUAUCUAGUUACGUCAUUUAUUGACUGAAACUUUGUUAGCCGCAGAAGAGACUCUAUAAGGAGAGUACAAGGUGGGUUCAAUAACUAAUAAGACAAUAAAAGAUUCAGCUAUUUGGUAAAUAGAAAUAGGAACAGAUAUUCUAUAUGAGAAUACUUUUGUUAGUAAUAUAUUUAUAUUAUAGUAGAAUUACGUCAUAGAAAUUCAAAGUUGUAUUUAUCUAGAAUAAAUGAGAAUGGAUCAAUGGAGAAUCAUCGUAAAGUAGCACUAACUAAUUUUGAUCCAAUAAAUAGUUUUUGGUUAGUCAAAUUAAAAUGA
Paramecium pentaurelia is the source of this 778-nucleotide messenger RNA. The record is from the annotation of a GenBank genome assembly. Lineage: Eukaryota; Ciliophora; Oligohymenophorea; Peniculida; Parameciidae.